Eruca vesicaria subsp. sativa (arugula) is the source of this 2358-nucleotide messenger RNA. NCBI's taxonomy places the organism in Eukaryota, Viridiplantae, Streptophyta, Magnoliopsida, Brassicales, Brassicaceae. The record is from the annotation of a GenBank genome assembly.
GAAAAAUCGAAGUCUUUCAAACUUCUAAAAAUAAAAAUUUAAUUUGGAGUGACCAAACCAAAAUUCGACAUUCGACUAUAUAUUUCCUCCUUUGCCGGAGGUCUAAAGAAACGUUCAAAGAAGGAACACAAAGAUCAAAUCCCCCACCCCCCGAGAAACUCGAAAACGGUUAGCUCUUGAGAAGAUCAAACAAUCCAUUCCACGUGAUACACACUGAGAGUCUUAUCGUAUCUUCUUCCGAUUCACCUAACAGCUCUCGUCGGAGUUCCGAUCAUGUCGUCGGAGUUGAAACAGCUAAUCGUCGUCGCUGAAGGCACCGCAGCCUUGGGUCCUUAUUGGCAAACCAUCGUCUCCGACUAUCUCGAGAAAAUUAUUAGGUCUUUCUGUGGCGCUGAGUUAAACGGGGAGAGGAACCUUGUUUCUAAUGUUGAGCUAUCACUUGUCAUCUUCAACUCUCAUGGUUCAUAUUGUGCUUGCUUGGUACAACGGAGUGGCUGGACAAAAGAUGUUGAUAUUUUCUUACAUUGGCUUUCCUGCAUUCAAUUUUCCGGUGGUGGUUUCAAUGAGGCUGCCACAGCUGAAGGGCUUGCCGAAGCAUUGAUGAUGUUUUCUCCUCCUUCAGGUCAAGCACAACCAAGUAAUGAUCUGAAAAGGCAUUGUAUCCUAAUCACAGCCAGCAACCCUUACUCGUUGCCAACACCUGUAUAUCGUCCUAAAUUGCAAAAUGCUGAAAGGAAUGAAAAUGGCAGUGCGCAGUCGGAAAGUCGUUUAUCAGAUGCCGAGACAGUGGCAUCAUAUUUUUCUAGGUGCUCUGUUUCAUUAUCUGUUGUGUGCCCAAAGCAGCUUCCAAAGAUAAGAGCACUAUACAAUGCGGGAAAGCUCAAUCCACAAAGUCCGGACUUCUCAAUCGACACGGUUAAGAACACAUUCUAUCUUGUCCUGGUCUCAGAGAAGUUUGUGGAGGCACGUGCUGCCUUAAGUCAUUCUGCUACGAAUUUGCCACAGACCACCCAAAGCCCUGUGAAAGUGGACAGGGCCACUGUUGCUACAUCGCUUCCAGUCACUGGUCAACCUCUAGCUCCUGUGCCAUCAGCUAAUGGACCUAUUAUGAAUCGGCAACCAGUCUCUGUCGGACCAGUUCCUACUGCUAUUGUGAAAGUUGAGCCUAGCACGGUAUCUUCUAUGGCAGCAGUUUCAACUUUUUCUCAUAUCCCGGCCGUAGCUCGGCCUGCUACACAAGCAAUUCCUUCAGUUCAAACAUCUUCAGCAUCGCCAGUCUCUCAAGAAAUGGUCACAAAAGCCGAGAAUGCACCAGAUAUUAAGCCUGUAGUUGGUGGAGUGACGCCACAAUUGCGUACUGGCCCUCCUGGUGGAGCUAAUGUAAAUCUGCUGAAUAAUCUUUCCCAAGUUCGACAAGUCAUGAGCUCUGCAGCUCUGGCGGGUGCAUCCUCGUCUGGGCAGAGUGCGGUUGCAAUGCAUAUGUCAAAUAUGAUAUCAACAGGAAUGGCUACAUCUCUGCCUCCUUCACAAACUGCGUUUUCAUCUGGACAGCAGGGAAUUACUUCAAUGGCUGGUUCGGGUGCAUUAGGGGGGACUGAACAAGCGGGACAAAGCCCGGCUCCUAAUAAUGCCUUUAGUCCUCAAACAACGUCAAAUGUUGCGUCAAACAUUGGUGUUUCGCAACCAAUGCAAGGGAUGAAUCAAGGAAGUCAUUCUGGAGCACAGAUGAUGCAAAGCGGAAAUCCCAUGAACCAAAAUAUGAUGAGUGGUCUCGGUCAAGGAAAUGUCUCCUCUGGAACAGGUGGAAUGAUGCCUACUCCGGGAGUUGGUCAACAAGCGCAAUUAGGAAUACAACAACUUGGUGGUAGUAACAGUUCAGCUCCUAAUAUGCAGUUGUCACAGCCAUCGUCGGGGGCUAUGCAGCCUUCUCAAUCCAAAUAUGUUAAAGUCUGGGAGGGAAAUUUAUCUGGGCAGAGACAAGGGCAGCCUGUUCUUAUCACCAGACUUGAGGGUUACCGAAGUGCUUCUGCCUCUGAUUCGUUGGCAGCCAAUUGGCCACCGACUAUGCAGAUUGUUCGGCUUAUAUCCCAGGAUCAUAUGAAUAACAAGCAAUAUGUUGGCAAAGCUGACUUCCUCGUGUUUCGAGCCAUGAGUCAACAUGGGUUUUUAGGACAACUUCAGGAUAAGAAGCUUUGUGCAGUCAUCCAGCUGCCAUCACAGACGCUGCUUCUCUCUGUCUCUGACAAGGCUUGCCGCUUGAUUGGAAUGCUUUUUCCAGGGGUAACUCCUGGAAGAUCACAACAAGGUGGUGGUGGCGGAGGGCAGCCUACCAUGCCAGGAGCUGGCUUCAUGGGAUAA